This is a messenger RNA of Pongo pygmaeus (Bornean orangutan), 5620 nucleotides long. RefSeq names its product zinc finger protein 85-like. Lineage: Eukaryota; Metazoa; Chordata; Mammalia; Primates; Hominidae. Gene Ontology annotation, molecular function: DNA-binding transcription factor activity, RNA polymerase II-specific; RNA polymerase II cis-regulatory region sequence-specific DNA binding. The record is from RefSeq and is a predicted model, not a curated record. Gene Ontology annotation, biological process: regulation of DNA-templated transcription.
UUUAUGGAUGUGGUCAUAGAAUUUUCUCUGAAAGAGUGGCAAUGCCUGGACACUGCACAACAGAAUUUAUAUAGAAGUGUGAUGUUAGAGAACUACAGAAACCUGGUCUUUCUCGGUAUUGCUUUUUCAAAGCCAGACCUGAUCACCUAUCUGGAGCAAGGAAAAGAGCCUUGGAAUAUGAAGAGACAUGAGACUGUAGCCAAACCCCUAGUUAUGUGUUCUUAUUUUGCCCAAGACCUUUGGCCAGAGCAGAACAUAAAAAAUUCAUUUCAAAAAGUGAUACUGAGAAGAUAUGGAAAAUGUGGAGAUGAGAAUUUACCACUAAGAAAAGAGUAUAAAAGUGUGGAUGAUUGUAAAAUGCACAAAAGAGUUUAUGAGAAACUUAACAAAUGUUUGACAGCUACCCAGAGCAAAACAUUUGUAUGUUAUAAGUAUGUAAAAGUCUUUUAUAAAAUUUCAAAUUCAAAUAGAUGUAAGAUAAGACGUACUAAAAAGAAACCUUUUAAAUGUAACAAAUGUGACAAAUCAUUUUGCAUGUUUUUACAUCUAAUUCAACAUAAAAGAAUUCAUACUAGAGUAAAUUCCUACAAAUGUGAAGAAUGUGGCACAGCCUUUAACCGAUCUUCAUACCUUACUACACAUAAGAUAAUUCAUACUGGAGAGAAACCAUACAAAUGUGAAGAAUGUGGCAAAGCCUUUAACUGGUCCUCACAGCUUACUACACAUAAGAGCAUUCAUACUGGAGAGAAACCCUACAAAAGUGAAGAAUGUGGCAAAGCUUUUAACCAGUCCUCCCACCUUACUACCCAUAAGAGUAUUCAUAGUGGACAGAAACCCUACAAAUGUGAAGACUGUGGCAAAGCUUUUAACCAGUCAUCAAACCUUACUAUACAUAAAAUAAAUCAUACGGGAGAGAAACCCUAGAAAUGUGAAGCAUGUGGCAAAGCUUUUAACCAGUCAUCAAACUGUACUAAACAUAAGAGAAUUCAUACUGGAGAGAAACCCUUCAAAUGUGAAGAAUGUGGCAAAGCUUUUAACCAGUUUUCAAACCUUACUACACGUGAGAGAAUUCAUAGUGGAGAGAAACACUUCAAAUGUGAAGAAUGUGGCAAAACUUUUAACCAGUUUUCAAACCUUACCACACAGAAGAGAAUUCAUAAUGGAGUGAAGCCCUUCAAAUGUGAAGAAUGUUGCAAAGCUUUUAACCAGUUUUAUAAACUUACUGUACACAAGAGAAUUCAUAAUGGAGAGAAACCCUACAAAUGUGAAAAAUGUGGAAAAGCUUUUAAUCACUCCUCAAUACUUAGGAACCAUAAGAUAAUCCAUAGUGGAAAAAAACCCUACAAAUGUGAAGAAUGUGGCAAAGCUUUUAACCACCCAUCAAUCCUUACUAAACAUAAGAUAAUUCAUAGUGGAGAGAAACCCCACAAAUGUGAAGAAUGUGGCAGAACUUUUAACCACCUGUCAACACUGAUGAAAUAUCAGAUAAUUAAUAGUAGAGACAAACCCUACAAAUGUGAAGAAUGUGGUAAAGCUUUUAAUCACUCCUCAAUCCUUAGUAACCAUAAGAGAAUUCAUACUGGAAAGAAACGCUUCAAAUGUGAAGAAUGUGGCAAAGCUUUCAACCAGCUGUCAAUCCUUACUAAACAUAAGAGAAUUCAUACUGCAGAGAAACCCUACAAAUGUGAAGAAUCUGGGAAAGCUUUUAAGCAGUCAUCAACCCUUACCAAACAUAAGAGAAUUCAUAGUGCAGAGAAACCCUUCAAAUAUGAAGAAUGUGGCAAAGGCUUUUGUGACUCCUCAUCCCUUACUACACGUAACAGAAUUCAUAGUGGAGAAAAACCCUGCAAAUGUGAAGAAUGUGGCAAAGGCUUUUGCAACUCCUCAUCCCUUACUACACAUAAGGGAGUUCAUAGUGGGAAAAAACCCUACAAAUGUGAAGAAUGUGGCAAAGCUUUUAACCACCUAUCAACCCUUACUAAACAUAAGAUAAUUCAUAGUGGGGAAAAACCCUACAAAUGUGAAGAAUGUGGCAAAGUUUUUAACCACCUAUCAACCCUUACUAGACAUAAGAGAAUUCAUACUGGAGAGAAAUCCUACAAAUGUGAAGAAUGUGGGAAAGCUUUUAACCACCCAUCAAUGUUAACUAAACAUAAGAUAAUUCACAGUAGAGAGAAACUCUAUAAAUGUGAAGAAUGUGGCAAAGCUUUUUAUCACUCCUCAGACCUUAAUAACGAUAAGAGAAUUCAUACUGCAGAGAAACCCUUCAAAUGUGAAGAAUGUGGCAAAGCUUUUAACCAGCUGUCAACCCUUAAUAAACAUAAGAGAAUUCAUACUGGAGAGAAAUCCUACAAAUGUGAAGAAUGUGGGAAAGCUUUUAACCACCCAUCAAUGCUUAACUAAACAUAAGAUAAUUCACAGUAGAGAGAAACUCUAUAAAUGUGAAGAAUGUGGCAAAGCUUUUUAUCACUCCUCAGACCUUAAUAACGAUAAGAGAAUUCAUACUGCAGAGAAACCCUUCAAAUGUGAAGAAUGUGGCAAAGCUUUUAACCAGCUGUCAACCCUUAAUAAACAUAAGAGAAUUCAUACUGGAGAGAAACCCUACAAAUGUGAAGAAUGUGGGAAAGCUUUUAAGCAGGCAUCAACCCUUACCAAACAUAAGAGAAUUCAUAGUGCAGAGAAACCCUUCAAAUGUGAAGAAUGUGACAAAGGCUUUUGUGACUCCUCAUCCCUUACUACGCAUAAGAUAAUUCAUAAUGGAGAAAAAACCCUACAAAUGUGAAGAAUGUGGCAAAGGGUUUUGCAACUCCUCAUCCCUUACUACACAUAAGAGAAUUCAUAGUGGGGAAAAACCCUACAAAUGUGAAGAAUGUGGCAAAGCUUUUAACCGCCUAUCAACACUUACGAAACAUAAGAUAAUUCAUAGUAGAGAGAUCCUACAAAUGUGAAGAAUGUGGCAAAGCUUUUAAUCACUCCUCAAACCUUAAUAACCAUAAGAGAAUUCGUACUGGAGAGAAACGCUUCAAAUAUGAAGGAUGUGGCAAAGUUUUCAUCCAGCUAUCAACCUUUACUAAAAAUAAGAGAAUUCAUACUGGAGAGAAACUCUACAAAUGUGAAGAAUGUGGGAAAGCUUUUAAGCAGUCCAUCAACCCUUACCAAACAUAAGAGAAUUCAUAGUGCAGACAAACCCUUCAAAUGUGAAGAAUGUGGCAAAGGCUUUUGUGACUCCUCAUCAUUUACUACACAUAAGAGAAUUCAUAGUGGAUAAAAACACUUCAAAUGUGAAGAAUGUGGCAAAGCUUUUUUAACCAGCCAUCAAACCUUAGUAUACAUAAGAGAAUUCAUUUUGGAGAGAAGGCUUACAAAUGUGAAGAAUGUGGAAAAUCUUUUAACUAUUUCUCAAACCUUACUAGACAUAAGAGGAUUCAUAUUGGAUAGCAACCCUACACAUGGGAAGAAUGUGGCAAAGCCUUUAACUGGUCCUCAAUCCUUACUACACAUAAGGCAAUUCAUACUGCAGAGAAACCCUACAAAUGUGAAAAGUGGGGAAAGGCUUUGAUGUAUUCUCAGCCUUUACUUAACAUAAGAAUUCAUGCUAAAGAGAAAUCCUAUACAAAUGUGAAGAAUGUGGCAAAGGCUUUUGUGAAUCCUCAGCCCUUGGUAAAUAUAAAAGAAUUCAUACUGAAGCAUGUAGGAAAAUUCAUACUGAAGCAUACUGAAGCAUGAAGAAUUCAUACUGAAGCAUGUGCCAGUCCUCAACACUUAAUAACCAUAAGCGAUUUCACACUGCAGAGAAACCCUACGCAUGUGAUAAAUGUGGGAAAGUUUUUAACUGGUCCUUAAGCCUUACAAAACAUAAGAUAAUGCAUAAUGGAUGGAAACUCUACUAAUGUUAACAUGGCAAAGCGUUUAGUGUAUUAUUAACCUUUAAUAAACAUAAGGUAGUUCAUACUGGGGAGAAUUCCAACAAAUGUGAAUAAUGUGACAAAGAUUUUAACAAGUUCUCAACACUUAGUACACACAAUUCAUACUGGAGAGAAACCCUACUAGCACGAAGAAUGUGGCAAAGCCUUUUACGAGUCCGCAGUUCAUAGCAGACGUGAAAUAAUUUACAUCAGAGAAAAACUCUACAAACCUAAAAAGUGGGACAAUGCUUUUAACAACAAUUCAAACUUUUUUUUUUUUUUUUUUGGAUGGAAUCUCGCUCUGUCUCCCAGGCUGGAGUGCAGUAGCGUGAUCUCAGCUCACUGCAAGCUCUGCCUCCCGGGUUCAUGCCAUUCUCCUGCCUCAACCUCAUGAGUAACUGGGACUACAGGCGGCUGCCACCACGCCUGGCUAAUUUUUGUAUUUUUUAGUAGAGACGGGGUUUCACUGUGUUAGCCAGGAUGGUCUCAAUCUCCUGGCCUCAUAAUCUCCUGCCUUGGCCUUCCAAAGUGCUGGGAUUACAGGCAUGAGCCACCAUGACCGGCCCACCUCAAACUUUUGAAAAUAUAAAUUAUAAUGGUCCCAGGCCCCAGAAAUGUGAAGAAUAUGUCAAAGACUUUAAAUGGCUGUCACUCUUGAUUGUAGGUAAGAUAAAUCAUACUGUAGAAAACUACACGUGUGAAGAAUGUGACAAAACUUUUAACUAGUGCUCACAUUUUAUUGCACAAGAAAGCAUUUAUACUUGAGAAAAAAUUGUACAAUUAUAAAGAAUGUGGAAAAGCCAUUGAUAUCUGCUCAUAUCUUAAUCAAUAUCCAAGAACUCAUACUUAAUAAAAGCAUUGUAAGUGCAAUUACUGUCUAAAUAUCUUUCAGAAAAUAUAAGCCGUUAAAGUGAAGAAGAGUAUUCAUUCUGAAGACAAACAUUACAAAUAUACAGGGGGUUGUAGUACGAUUACUUGUGUCAUAGAUAUUAUUGUGCAGAUUUUGUGUUAGAGGAAAACCCUGAAGCAGUUUCUCAAAAUUUGUUCAACAUCAGGGAAUUUAUAUUGGAGAAAAACCUAAUAAAUGUAAUGAUUUUGACUGAAGAAUUGUGAAAAAAUGAGAGCAAAAAAAACCAGAGAGUUCGUAGUAAAAUAUAUUUUUACAGAUGCAGUAAAUAUGAAAAAGGCAUUUACUUCAAAAUUACGUCUAUGUCAACAUCAGAUAUUUCACAGUUGAAAUAACUAAAACACUGACCCUUCAGACAUUACACUAAAUCAGUGUUGAGUGUAGAAAAUUACCCAAAACUAAAGUUGUUAGGUAAAUUAUUUGUAUAUAACUUUAAAAUAAGAAAAUUGGAGAGUUACAAUUGCAUUAAAAAUAUGCUAUUUUCAUUGAAAAAACUUAGUUUUUGGGGGAAGUUAGUAAUGAUAUAAUUCAACUCACAAAUUACUUCAUGCUGUAUCUUUUAUUUUUAUGGUCAUAAUAAAAAUCAUAGGAAAAUAUAAAUAAAAUCCAUACGUUUCUAACUCCUGAAUAAGUAUUUUUAAAAAUUUGUUAUAUAUUUUUCUUUGAACAUGUGAACCCUCUGCCUGCAAACACAUACAGACUUUGAGUUCUGAUUCACAUAAAGUUAAAUAUACACGUUAGUCUAAUGAUAUACCUUAAUUGUAAUAGAAUUGUAGAGUGUGUUUGUGUAUGUAUGAGUUUUACCUAU